CCCUUCCCCUUCAGUGCAUCCAGCCCCGCAGUCUUUUCCUUCCACUCCACUUCAGAAACACCAACCAGUCUGUCCGUUUCCCACGCCUCCACACCGCAAGCCUCCAGAAAACGUCUUGAAUCAGCAAAGAUUGUAAUAUGCGGAAACGGACUACUUUAAAUCGCCGUUAGUGCGUGGGGGAGGAAUUAUGCACGUUUCAAAGUGGACUAACGUUAACGAUGGAGGAAUUAAAUCAAAAAGGGCCUCUACUUUUUCCACUGGAGUAACCGCACGGAAGGGGACGUAAACUUUUCAGUCGGUGCGAACGGACUCGGUGUUAUAAUGUCAGCGGUACUGGUUUGGUUAUGAGUGGUUCUUAUGAUAAUUUUUUAACCAUUUGGAGCAUUUACUGUCAAUGCGCCGCUUUUUUUGGGGGGGACUUUCUUGGUGGAAACGCGCUCGCGGAGGACUUCCACACCUCAGGAGUUCGACGCCAGAAACUGACGCGUCAGUGAACGCCGCAGGUAGCUAGCUAACGUUAGCUUGUUAGCUAAUUUUUUUUUAAGCUAGUUUUCAAACAAUCACUCAAAUUAACGUUAGCGCUGGUUGUGAUGCGUUUGGCACACAGCUAACGUUAUACAUAUUUUCUUAAGGGUUUUCCAGUCUUGUGGGUUGUUUUGUUUUUGUUUGUUUUUUUUAAACUAACUGUAAGUUAGCCAUCAACUCGGUCUAAACUCAACCUUUAAUGUUAGUUAGCUGUUGCAGCUAACGUCCGAACAUGCCGCAGCUAAACGGGGGAGACGGAGACGACUUGGGAGCAAAUGAUGAACUGAUUGCGUUUAAAGACGAAGGGGAACAGGAGGAGAAGAGGAAUGCGUCUGCUGAACGGGACCUGGACGAUGUCAAGUCCUCUCUGGUCAACGAGUCCGAGACUAACAGCAGCUCGGACUCAGAGGCAGACAGACGCCCCAAGCCCAGUCCAGAUUUGGAGAGCAGGGCCAGACAGAGCCAGCUGUUUGAAGAAGUGCUGAGGAGACGGCAGGAUGGAGGUCUCUUCCAGCCCUCUCCGUAUGUUGGAUAUCCCUUCUUCAUGAUCCCAGACCUCGGGAACCUCUGUAGUCCCUACCUCACCAACGGAGCUCUCACACCAAGUGCCAGGACGUACCUGCCGUUUCAGUGGCCUCUCCUCGACGUCCCAGGAAGAGCAUCUAUCAGAGACUCUGCUACUCCGACACACCUGUCUAACAAUGUGCCGGUGGUGCAGCACCCUCACAUGACCCACCUCCAUCCACUGCUGUCCUACAGCCCAGAGGCCUUCUCCCCUCAGAGGGCCUCUCCGGGCUUCUCUCCUGACACAGGUAUGUCGAGGACCCCUCAUGCGGCCUGCUACCCCGUCUCUCCUGGAGGCAUGGCUCAGAUCCCGCACCCUCUUGGAUGGCUGCAGGGACAGUCCAUGUAUCCCAUCGCAGGGGGGUUCACUCCUGCUGCUCUCGCUAUGAAUGCUUCCAUGUCAAGCCUGGUGUCGAGCGGCUUCUCUCCACGUUUGGUGCCGACCCCCCAGUCGUCCAUCCCCCACCACGCCAUCGUCCCCUCAGGAGUCAAGCAGGAGCCUGGAUGCAGCAGCCAGCCUGGAAAGUCGAUGCCUGACGCCCAGCAGGAGAAAGAAGAGGAGAGGAAGCCUCAUAUAAAGAAGCCACUUAAUGCUUUCAUGUUGUACAUGAGGGAGGAGAGGCCCCAAGUGGUCGCUCAGUGCAAAGUUAAAGAGAGCGCUACCAUCAACCAAAUACUGGGACAGAGGUGGCAUUCUUUGUCCAAAGAGGAACAGGCCAAAUAUUACGAACUGGCUCGCAAAGAGAGACUCCUCCACUCCAAACUGUACCCGGGCUGGUCGGCCAGAGACAACUACGGGAAAAAGAAGAAGAGAAAGAGGGCUAAGAGUGAAACUCAGCUUGAAGUUCCUGCACCUGAAGAGGACUUCCCCCCGCAGCUGAAGAGACCUCGUGUGCCACCCGAGGAGACGCCUCACACGCACACUCCGCUCACACAGACUGCGCACACACACCCCCGCUCCCACCUGACACAUCCGCACCCCAGCUCCCACCUGACGCACACACACCUGUCCCAGUCCAGCCCCGCCUCCUCCCUGGACUCCCCGGCGACGCCGACCACCGCGCUGGCCUCGCCCGCCGCUCCGGCUCCGACACACACCGAGCACACACACUCCUCCUACAGCCACGGCGGGCACACAUCGCCCUACGCCGAGCAGCUGCAGCCGCUGUCCCUCACGACCAAACCUCACAGGACCCCCCACCCCCUGAGCCGAAACACUGUCACUCCAGGACCCUCCACGCCGUCGUCCUCCUGCGACACCCCCAUCUCCUCACCCCACAUGGCUUCUUCUAGGUGUUCACCCCCUCCUCCUCCUCCUCCUCCUCUGCUCUCUCAGCCCUUCCUCGUCCCGCCUCCUACCUCCGCUAACCAAUCAGCAGCGAGCUCCCACGGUGCCUUAACUCAGUCGCAGCCAUUCUCACUCAGAAGAACCAAUCAGCUGUGAGGAGCUGCGUGCUGUUUUUUACUUUGUGAAUUCAAGAAAUCAAAUAAAAAAAAAAAAACAAUGAAAUCACAUACACACAAUUCAACAUGAUUUGUACCUCUUUUUUAACGCUGUAAAUAAGCUUUCUUUUUUAAACUUUUUUAUAGAUGUAUCACAUUUUAUAUUAGUAUGAAAAGGACAUAAUUGGUCAAUAUUUGACUGCAUCUCUAACUUUAUGAAACGGUUUAUUUUUUGGUCACUUUUUCUAAUUACUUUUUAUGAAUGAUCAACUUCUUGUAUUUGAAAGCGAGGUGUGACACGGGGGUUUGUUUAAAAAAAAAAUGCUUUUUUUUUCUCCACCUGGUAGUAUUGAGUGUAAAUCUAUUUUCUGGUUCCUCUUAUGUGUUAAUAAAUAUUCACUGAGUUCUGA
Molecule: messenger RNA, 2942 nt
Organism: Siniperca chuatsi (mandarin fish)
Lineage: Eukaryota; Metazoa; Chordata; Actinopteri; Centrarchiformes; Sinipercidae
Product: transcription factor 7-like 1-B
Exons: 12
Coding region: 758-2533 (591 amino acids)
Biological process (GO): regulation of transcription by RNA polymerase II; canonical Wnt signaling pathway
Cellular component (GO): catenin-TCF7L2 complex; beta-catenin-TCF complex
Molecular function (GO): DNA-binding transcription factor activity, RNA polymerase II-specific; RNA polymerase II cis-regulatory region sequence-specific DNA binding
Source: RefSeq, a predicted model, not a curated record